Aspergillus tanneri is the source of this 1056-nucleotide messenger RNA. RefSeq lists its product as uncharacterized. The transcript has a single exon. The record is from RefSeq and is a predicted model, not a curated record. Lineage: Eukaryota; Fungi; Ascomycota; Eurotiomycetes; Eurotiales; Aspergillaceae. Gene Ontology annotation, cellular component: fungal-type vacuole. The coding region runs from base 1 to 1056 and encodes 351 amino acids.
AUGAUAUUUUUACCCGUGAGCCUUCGCAAGGCCCGUCGGCCCUCUCUGGUAUUUGUUGUACUACUCGCGAUCAUUCUUCUCGCUCAAUUAUCGGGGGCUCAGCCCGCCGAUGAGAAGAAUCCGGCCACUACGAACAUUGAUGCUGGCAAAACGACCGACACCGCGAAGACGACCGACACUGCGAAAAAGACUGAUACCGACAAAAAGACUGAGACCGACAAGAAGACUGAUACUACUUCAACUACAAGCAAGGAUACUUCUACCAGUACAUCAAAAACCGAAUCAUCGACAACAACCACAGAGCCUACGACUUCGGCUUCAUCUCCUGCAAACAAUUAUCCCGUGGUGACGGUGCCACCGACAAGCGAUGCGCCUUACAUGCAGAAAUCAGAUACCCCUGAAGGGACACUGUUCAUCGCCGUUGGAUCAGUGCUGGGAUUCAUUGGUCUUUCUGUUCUGGCGUGGCGUGGUCUCGUCGCAUGGUCAGUGAAUCGUUCUGUUCGCCAGUCUGCCAUGGUCCACUCGUCCGAAAUGAAGGGGCUGCUUCGCAACAAGAAGAAACGGAGGUCGGCCAUGCACUCUCAUGGACCACCCGCGGUAUCGCUCGAGAAAAUCAGCAGUGUGAAGCACCAUUCUAGUCGUUCCAAUCGGCGGUCAUCUAAAGUUCCCAGCACCAACAGUGGUUUAUUCUUCUCGCCCACUGCCGGAAUGCAAAGCAGUGGGAAUAGAGCUUCGAACUAUCUCCCCGCUGGAUACUAUGCUGCUGGAAGUGCUACCGCUGGUGGAAGCCAGAAUACUCCGCUCUCGUCCUCUGACCUUCCAGGGCUAGGGCCACAGUCUCAAGGCUAUGCUCCGACUAGAUCAGGUCCCAGCCCACCUGGAACGCCGACCUAUCCCUCAGGCGAUGUUCGUGAAACUCAACGUCAUUCUACCAGGCAGUCCUAUCUGGGGCCUUCCACUAGCAGCGUAAACCUUUCCUCCCCUCCUCAAGGAAGAACACCAAGUGCGUACUUGGAGGACCUAUUCGAGAACCAUGCUCCUCAAGGACGGUCCUAG